AGGGAAGCACCCAUUCCCAAGAUGCUGGCACCCUGCCUUCUGAGAAGAGUGGUCCUUACAGUUCCUUUAGUUUUUGUGGUUGCACUGCUUCUCAUGGAGUCUGUUCGAUCUGAUCAAGAUGCAGGAACAGCCAUACCAGCGGAAAGUCGUCCCUGUGUUGACUGCCAUGCAUUUGAGUUCAUGCAGAGGGCUCUGCAGGAUUUAAAGAAGACAGCCUAUAAUCUAGACACGCGGACAGAAACUCUGCUUCUUCAGGUGGAAAAAAGAAAUCUGUGCGACUGUGUAACUGCAAAUCUGCUGAACUGAAUCCUGGAGGCCAGCUAAAGAGUAUCACCUGUUCAGCGGUUUUUAACAGGCAGCUGUAUAAAACACAGCUUUAUGGAGUUCAUGUUGCAAGCAUGUAUGCCCCAAUGUACUGAGGAAAUUGAGGGGCUCUGUCUUAUGUAUUUGUCUGUUCUGUUCUUUUUUAAAAGAGUAUCCUCUUUUCACAUCCACUGGAUUGCCGGUAAGGGCUCAAUUCAGUAAAUCUGUUACUUGGUAUUAGAGUGGGGGGAAAAAUGUACCUGCUUUGAUUUUUAAAUCAGAGUUGGCCAAGUGUAACUCACAAGAUGGCCAGCAAUGCUUUAGAGACACUUCUAGCUGUUUUUUGUCUCUAAUAUGAACAUAUCUCUGUGACAACUUACCCAGUUACGUUGAGACAGGGAAUUGUGGUCUCAUAGGCUUUGCCUAUGUAUUAAAGAUGAUGGAAGUCCUUUC
Molecule: messenger RNA, 756 nt
Organism: Phaethon lepturus (White-tailed tropicbird)
Lineage: Eukaryota; Metazoa; Chordata; Aves; Phaethontiformes; Phaethontidae
Product: neuropeptide-like protein C4orf48 homolog
Exons: 3
Coding region: 22-306 (94 amino acids)
Source: RefSeq, a predicted model, not a curated record